AUGAGAAGACCGGAGCUGCUGGCUUUGGGCGGGCAAAUUGACCUGGAUCUGCCACAGAGAGCGAGGUCCCCCCCAGGUAAGGUGGAAGCUGCAGUGAUGGCUGCCAUCGACGCCGGGUACCGCCACUUUGACUGUGCCUAUGUGUACCAGAAUGAAAAUGAAGUUGGGGAUGGGAUCCAGCAGAAAAUCAAGGAUCAUUGUCAGCAAGGUAAGGAUCUGAUGGUUUUGGAUCACGGACAGCUGUGGUGUACAUUUCAUGACAAGCCUCUGGUGAAGGGAGCCUGCCAGAAGACUCUUGCUGACCUGAAACUGGAUUACCUGGACCUCUACCUCAUGCACUGGCCUUUUGGUUUGAAGGCAGGAGAGGAGCUGUUUCCCACAGAUGACAAAGGCAUGUCAAUACCCAGCAACACAGAUAUUCUACAUACAUGGGAGGCCAUGGAAGAGCUGGUGGAUGCUGGUCUGGUAAAAGCUAUUGGUAUCUCCAACUUUAACCGUGAGCAGACUGAAAGAAUCUUGAACAAGCCGGGACUGAAGCAUAAGCCAGCAAAUAAUCAGAUCGAGUGUCACCCAUACCUUUCCCAGGAAAAGCUUAUCAACUAUUGCCAAUCCAAAGGGAUCACUGUGACAGCAUAUUGUCCCCUUGGGCGCCCUGACAGGGCUAAGCCAGAGGAGCCUUCCCUUCUGGAUGACCCCAAGAUCAAAGAGAUCGCAGCCAAGCACAACAAAACCCCAGCACAGGUUCUCCUUCGCUUCCAGAUCCAGAGAAAUGUGAUUGCGAUUCCCAAGUCUGUCACACCACAGCGCAUUGUGGAGAACUUCAAGGUGUUUGACUUUGAAUUGACUAAAGAGGAGAUGUCAACCCUUCUCAGCUUAAACAAAAACUGGAGGAUCUGUGAAAUGAUCACGUGCAAAAAUCACAAGGAGUACCCUUUCAAUGCAGAAUACUGAAGAUAGUUUUAUCCUGCCCUCCUACAGGCCUCUGGGGUCUAAUGAGCUUCUACUGUUGCCUAGAGCUGUCCACUACGUAGCAUGCACACUGUACCUCUCCUG
This is a messenger RNA of Charadrius vociferus (killdeer), 1053 nucleotides long. RefSeq names its product aldose reductase-like. The transcript is spliced from 10 exons. Gene Ontology annotation, molecular function: aldose reductase (NADPH) activity. The coding region runs from base 1 to 951 and encodes 316 amino acids. The record is from RefSeq and is a predicted model, not a curated record. Gene Ontology annotation, cellular component: cytosol. Lineage: Eukaryota; Metazoa; Chordata; Aves; Charadriiformes; Charadriidae.